UUUUAGUUUACAUUCUUUAUGAGCUGUCAAAAUGCUUGGACUGCAGACGCCUCGUCAUCUAAUCCUUCUUCUCCUGAUCGUCCUGUUAACAGGCCGUAGUACUGCUAUUGUAUGCUAUAAAUGUGAUUCCAUUGCCCUGCCGGAAUGUUCCCAGACCCUCGGAGAGGUGGGAGUUCUUCCCUACGUGGAAUGCCCGACGCAGCUGACGUGUGCCAUGUCCAUUGUGGACUCCAUUACAUAUCGUGGGUGCGGAGCCGAAACCCCAACCACAGGAGCCACUUACUCGAAGAGUUGUUCCUCGAACCUGUGUAAUGCCGGUGUCUAUCCCCCGGGGCGCCUCAAGUGCCAUCACUGCGCUGGACAGGAUUGCGUGGCAGCACCAGGUGCAAAACCAAAACCCUGUCGCAAUCACUUGGAAGAGGAUCAGUGCUACACGGAUGUUAUAAGUUCAUCCGAAGCAUACAGAGGUUGCGUUUCCGAACAGAAUCACACGCUGUCCAGUGCCGCCAAGCUGUGUGAAAUAAAUGGCUGCAAUGAGGAACAGGGAGCUUGGACACAGGUUUGCGCCGCAUGCGAUUCUGCAGACGCCAGGGGCUGCAAGAUGGACCUCUUCCAGGUGAACACCGGCAGGUGCAAUGUGACGCUGUUUGAGGAAUGCCAGCAGGAGGUUCUGUUGGGUGAGGAAGAGGACAAGUACUGCUUUAGCCAUCGGAGAUUAAGCCGCGUGGUUAGAGGCUGCUCUCAGACAAUACCAGCAGAUCUGGUACCCUAUAAGGAGGAACUGGAAAAGUGUAGAACUAGUGACUACUGCAAUGCUGGCUGCAUUACCCGGCAGAAGUGUUUGACCUGCAACUCUCUGGAUCAGGAACUUUGCAGAACGAAUGUGACAGCCAUAAGUAACACCACUUGCGGCUCCGCCGAGGCAUCCUCCUGCUUCACCUGUGAGUACUCCAACUGGAGUGUACAAAGAGGAUGUGGAGCUGCACCCAUAAAUCCCGGAAUCCUCAACUGCUACGAAUGCGAUGAAAAAGAUGGAUGUAAUAAUAAGGAUUUCACACGCUGCUAUCAAUGCAGUACGGAUCAAGCUGGAGCAGGCUGUGCAAACUGGGAGAGACCAGGGGAAAUAUUCAUCGAGGAAUGUGUUGAGCCAGCAACUUCUUGUCUCACGGUUUCCUAUAAAAACGGUACCACCUCGAGAGGUUGUCAAAAAGCCGAUUUCAACUGUACUUCAGAAAAUGCAGCCAACUGUCGUUCAUGCCUAGGAAGCUUCUGCAAUAAAGGAGCCUUUCCGGAGGAGCGUCUCUGGUGUCAUCAGUGUGAAGGAGUGCAGGAUUGUGAGGAGAUAUCUAGUGGACAAACUGCUAUACCUUGCCCCGUUCAAGCAAACGAACCAGAGGACUUAAAAGAAGCCUGCUUGGAGUAUUUCGACACCCACAGCAAGCAGAUCGUAAGAGGAUGCCGUUCUAAUCCGGAGCUGUACUAUGAAUGCCUAUUAAGGAGUAACCACCAUGAUAGUUGCCGCAUUUGUCACGGUCAAGCCUGUAAUAAUAGUCCUGGAAAAGAGUUGAGAGCAGGAUAUGAGCUAGAAACCAAAGCAAUGGCAUUGCUACAGGCCAGAAGUUCCUCAACAUCCUUAAAAAAUUCCAAAGUGGGUUACGGAAUAUGGCCAAUCUUGAGCGUUAUUUAUGUGCUAACUUUCUGAAU
This is a messenger RNA of Drosophila rhopaloa, 1704 nucleotides long. RefSeq lists its product as uncharacterized. Lineage: Eukaryota; Metazoa; Arthropoda; Insecta; Diptera; Drosophilidae. The record is from RefSeq and is a predicted model, not a curated record. The transcript has 3 exons. Bases 32 to 1702 code for a protein of 556 amino acids.